AUGUCGUCACAACCACAAUCUACCGAGUUGCAACGAAGACGGCGCAAGGCCCUUGCCGAUGCUUUGGCGGGGGUCGUUGCCACAUUGGUUUCACUAUGGACGUUCUAUCCGAUUGACGUACUGAAAACCAAGUUACAAGCCGGAGUGGUGGACAAGGGAUCAUCAAGUUUUUUUCGCGGACUUCCCAUCAAAACCCUCCAUGCGGCAUCGUCGAGUUUCUGUUACUUCUAUCUCUACUCUUUUAUUGUCAGUUGGUGGACUCAAGGCAACCAAAAGAAGCCCAUGUCUCCCGCGGUACGGCUGUCGCUCUCGGCCAUUGCGGCCAUGCUGAACACCCUUAUCACUCUGCCGUUGGACGUCUUGGCGUCCAAGAGCCAGGCAUCCCAUGACGACGAUGAUUGCAGUACUGCAGUCGAUGAGACGCAACAAGAAGAGAGCGAUUCAUCCUGUUCUGCUGAUGAAGAGGAUCACUUAAAACAAAAACACCUACAAGCACAGCAAUUCAGGAUGGAUCAGGUCUGGAGAGAACUUGAAAAACAGCCAAACCCAGCCAGAGCCCAGAUCGAUGGGGAAGUCUUUUAUGAUUCAUGUUCUGAAGCACCCCGACCACACAGCAAUCAGUCUAGUUUUGAUGACGAAGAAAAGCAGGAAGAACAGGACAACGGUUCGGCAUGUGGGAGCUUUCGUAAGGGAAACUUGACCGUCACAGUCAGAACCACAUCAGCAAGGGCACCAGAACAAGGAUCAAUUCCUUCUAAAAAGCAAACAAUUCUGUUUGCCAAGCAGACUAGUGGGGGGCAAAGAGAAGAACCAAAACGCCAACCAAAGCAGCUACGCAAAUCGUACUCGAUGGAGUCUCUUUCGGACCUACCGCCUCUCUGGAAAGGCCUCUAUCCAUCCUUGCUUUUGUGUAGCAAUCCAUCGAUCCACUACACGGUAUUUGACAUGGCCAAAUCAAAUCUAUUGCGACGCACAACCAAGUCCAACUUGUCCAUGACGGAAGCCUUCUUACUUGGAUUGUUUGCCAAGUUUUGUGCCACCAUGGCCACCUACCCACUCAUUCGAGCCAAGGUGAUGAUCAUGGUCACCCACCGUAGCAGUAUGCUGGCAACUUUGAUCGAGAGCUAUCGAUCGAAUGGGAUGGUCAAGGGAUGGUACAAGGGAUGUUCCGUGCAACUGUUGCAUACGGUCCUCAAGAGUGCCCUCCUCAUGAUGGUCAAGGAACGCAUUGCUACCACCACGCACCGCCUCCUUGUGCCCUCCAAGCCUGCUGCGACGGCUGCUGGAGUACGUAGGUGA
Seminavis robusta is the source of this 1299-nucleotide messenger RNA. The record is from the annotation of a GenBank genome assembly. Lineage: Eukaryota; Bacillariophyta; Bacillariophyceae; Naviculales; Naviculaceae.